UGAUAGCAAGGGGUAUCCAAGAAAUAUUUUGCAAUUAAUUGGUUUUCCCUAAUAGAAAUUGUAUAAAAUUUUAAUAUGUCGUUCUACUGAUCUUUAUUAUGUACACAGAAGAGUAAUUAUCUUAUUAACGGCAGUAGGAUGUAAAAUUUCCUUAAGAAUAUUCUGUGAUCUUGAUUCGAGAAUACUCAUGAUAGAGGUUUUUUUAAGUGUCGCAGUUACUUAGUUAGGCACUUCAAUAUUGGUGAUGUUGUUUUAAGUAUCUCCUCAGAAAGACACGGAACAUAAACAAGUAUUGGACUGGUUCAUCGGUUUAUGGGGUCUUUAACAUGGAGACAAUAUCAAACACAUCACAAGGAGACAGCAGUGUAAAAAGUGAUGAUAGUAGUCCCCAGCAUGAGAGUGGGAGAAGCUCACCUCCUCCAAACUGUGCAAUAUGUCUGGGAACAUGUAAAAAUAAAUCUUUUACAGACUCUUGUCUGCACCAGUUUUGCUUUAGAUGUAUCUUGAAGUGGAGUAAGGUCAAAGCAGAAUGUCCACUGUGUAAACAAAUUUUUAAAUCAAUCAUUCAUAAUGUACAGUCUAAUCAUCAGUAUGAAGAGUACAUGGUUGAGCAAAGAAAUCAAGUGGAGGAUAUUGAGAGAAUUGAACUUGACAAUUUAACAAAUGCCACACAGAGGUUCAGAUACAGGACAACACUAACAUUGCCGUAUCGAGAUUCAUGGGCCAUAGAACAGAUUUUGUCAAAUUACCGGACAGUAGCUCGUCGACCACCACCCGCUCACAGACGCCGUCCACCUUCCUAUUUUCGUCGAACUGUCUAUCGUCAUAAUCUCUGGGCACGACCACUCCCAGACUUCACAGGCAGAUAUCGAGACUGUGCACCGGAAUUCUAUAGGUGUAAUGACUCUCAAAUGCACCGUUUAGUGCCUUGGUUAAGUAGAGAACUCCAUUACUUGCUUAAUGAAAAUGUUGGGCAUAUAUCCUAUGUGAUGACUCAAAUAAUGGAUUUGCUUCCCCGAUAUCAUAUUAAUUCCACAGAAUUCCGUGAGGCAAUGCAAAGGUAUUUCGGUGAAAGGACAGAGCAUUUUUUACAUGAGUUAUAUUGUUUUGCAUCGACACCUUAUGAUAUGGCAGGAUACGACAGGAAUGUUCAAUACACAACCGAUUCGCGAGUAUCGACGAUAGUCAACGAGGUGAUUUCGAGUUCUGAUAAUGAUUCCAGCCUCGAUUCGGAGGUAAAUAUAGAUGAUUAUUUACGUAAUUUCCCACUCGACGCGCCACCUGGACCGUCUCGAGGGCCAGCGCCGGUGUACCCUCAACCUAAUAUUUCAAAUCCAUCAACAAACGAUGUAAUUCCAAUAGAGACUAUAUCGCAUUCUGAUUCUGACGACAAUUCAGAAGUAAUGGUGGUGGGAUAUAUUAAGCCCCCUCAUGCGCGCACCCCGGAAGUAGUAGAUCUGCUAGAGUCGGACAGCGACGUCGUCAUCGAAGAAGACGCUCAACCACCGCGUCCCAUAGUGCAGCCGCAGACGAGUCAGCCUCAAGAAAGCAGGCCAGUGCCCUUGGUCAAACUCACUUUGAAACAACACCAUCCGCCCUCUACAACUGCAAACUCCCUCUGCACUUCUGCCCAGCGAGCCCGCGCGCCUUCCGACUCUGACGAUAGCACUCACACGCCGCCCCUAUCUCAAUGGGGAACUUAUCCGUCUCACAGUUCCGACAGUAGCUCUCCCGUUGGUGCAACUUCUACGUCGUCUGAAUCAGAUAUAAUAUCAAGAAGUUCCUCAUCCUCGACAGAUAUUAUUUCAUAUUAUAGUGAUUCAAGUAGUGACUCUUAUAAACCGCGUCCGCAAAAAACUAGAAAAAAGAAGAUCAAACGAAAAUCAAAUAAAAGUGAUAGAACAAAAAAAAAGACCAAGAGAAUAAAAAAAGAAAAAAAAUCAAAAACUAAAACUAAAACGGCAGAAACUAAACAAAGUAAUCGUAAAUCGUAUUCUGGUAAAGGUGUAAAAUCAUCCAAAAGUGCCGAUGCAACGGCGAGUACGAGUUCAGGGAGAUCUCAAGCUUCUACAGAGCAACCUAGCACUAGUGGAACACAGAAUAGUCGUAAGAGUAUCAAAAGGAAAGCAGAAGGCAGAAUUAGUUGUGAGAGCAAAAGACUGAAAAGUGCCGUUUCUGUUGUGAGUAAUCAAAGGCAUUUAAGGAGUUCCACUUGCAGUGAAGCGUCAAGUCACGCAAACAGUUCCAAGUCUUAUGCGGAGGGUAAAGAAAAAAUCACUGAUCGAGGCCCGGAUACAAUUGUUAAUAAAAAUUCUGAUGUAUCUGAUACUGAGUUAAACGUGCCACGGAAUAUUACGGACAGUUUUUAGUACAAUAUUUAAAAACUAGCAUUACUGUGAUAACUAGGAUUUUGGGAGCUGGUGGCCAUGUCUGCUAGAGCCUUUACACAAAUGUAAUGUAUAUAGCCAUUAUAACUUGAGUACUAAGUUAGCAUUUAGUAGUUUUUUUGUAUCGCGGGUAUUUAGAUUGUCUCGCCAGAGUAUUUUUUAUUUAAACUGGGUAAAUAUAAUACAUUGAAAAAAAAUUAUAAAACUGAGACAUUUUAAAAUAAAUAGAAAAUAUAUAAAAUUUAAGAUACACUGGCUCAAAAAAACAGAAAACCCAACUAGUCUGGACUAAGACUGCGGUAGCUACACAAAAAUAUUGCCAUAGAAAUCAUACCAGCAGUAGAAAGUUUAAACUUUCCUAAGAAACAUUUCCAAAAAAUAGCUUAAUUAUUUAGUUUAGUUAUCGAAAAACCAAUUCAGUUUUCGCUUCAAAAUGUAUUACUUCGAAUUCAGUCGACUUCGUGUAUAUCAGAAUAAUAUAUACAAUAAACAUUGUAUAAAUAACAUAAAUGCAUCGCCUAUGCUCGUAAACUAUUGCAAAUAUUUUUAUAUCUAAAUACACCAGAAUAAUUUAUUUAAGAAGCUAGAAAAUAUUUGUGUGUAUUUGAAGGAGUGGUUCUUGGGGCAGUGAUACUGAGCAACUUAUUUUUAAUAUUUGUAUAAUCGAUCUUUUCCAGCAUGUUUAACUUAAAAGUUGGUUUCAUCUGAUUUUUUUAUUCUAAUAAAUCUACGAAAUGACAAAUGAUAAAAGAUUACGUAGAUGAUUAUAUUUUUUUGAUAUAUUUUAUACUUAAUGUCUUAACUAAAUUACUACCCAAAAUGAAUUUUGCGCAGUAUCCUUCAGUCUUAAUUACUUAAACCCGUGUAUAAAUUAGCUUUAGAGGUACCGGCUCGCCUUUAAUGCCUACCAAUGUGUAAAUAUAAUUUUGAGCAAAUAAAUUAUUACGUUUGUAUAAAGUUAAAUUUAUUUUUAUCAUUAUAUUAAUCGAUCGAUAUAAUUGAUGAAAAUAUGGCUGAUUUAUUGUUGUAAUGUUUUCUUACUAAUCGAUAUAUAUUUCUUUCAUAUAGAAUUUUCGAGUAUGUUCUCGCUAACUUAUGUAACCUAAUGAGAAUGCAUCUAGCGUUAAAAGUGUUCAUUCAUUCAAGAGCGCGUGGCGAAUGCUUUGUUAAAAACGUUUUUUUUUAGUUACACUUAACGCUCAGUCUCGACUCUGGAUCUGGUAUAUUAAUUAUAAAAGUUUGAACUUUUUUAUACAGUUUCUUUUCACUAAUUAAUAUUUUAAGAAGCAGAGAGUAGACAACAAUUCCUGUAAUCUUAUUAUCAACGUACAGCUCAUACAUAUUUUAAUGCAACUACAACAGAAACAUUUAGCUCACUCAUCCUGUUAAUAACACGUUGUUUAGCGAGUGCAAAGAUAUGAUUAUUUAUUUUUGUGAAAAGGAUACAUUUAAAUAAUUAUUAAAUGCAUUAUUAAGAGCAUGUUUUAUGCUAAUACAAAAUAAAAAUAAAGAAACGUGUAGCUUUUA
This is a messenger RNA of Pieris brassicae (large cabbage white), 3914 nucleotides long. It is a transcript of the gene Topors, whose product is annotated as E3 ubiquitin-protein ligase Topors. Gene Ontology annotation, biological process: protein monoubiquitination; protein polyubiquitination. Gene Ontology annotation, molecular function: ubiquitin protein ligase activity; metal ion binding. The record is from RefSeq and is a predicted model, not a curated record. The coding region runs from base 327 to 2369 and encodes 680 amino acids. The transcript has 5 exons. Lineage: Eukaryota; Metazoa; Arthropoda; Insecta; Lepidoptera; Pieridae.